Molecule: messenger RNA, 219 nt
Organism: Cooperia oncophora
Lineage: Eukaryota; Metazoa; Nematoda; Chromadorea; Rhabditida; Trichostrongylidae
Source: the annotation of a GenBank genome assembly
AUGGAUCGAUACAAAGAUUUCACGACUGGCCAAAAUUGGACAGGACUGUCGGACUACGUGAAGAAGCUGCACAGCUGGGGAAUGCGCACUAUUCUCAUCUUCGAUCCAGCGAUUCAAGUUGAUUACGAAUCUUUCCAACGAGGUGUUGACGCGAAGGCUCGCUUCAUAGAAUGGGAACGAGCGGAUCAAGUAAUGCGGUCAAUACAGGUACAUAAUUAA